Molecule: messenger RNA, 3506 nt
Organism: Lytechinus variegatus (green sea urchin)
Lineage: Eukaryota; Metazoa; Echinodermata; Echinoidea; Temnopleuroida; Toxopneustidae
Gene: kctd9
Product: BTB/POZ domain-containing protein KCTD9-like
Exons: 11
Coding region: 55-1287 (410 amino acids)
Biological process (GO): protein homooligomerization; intracellular signal transduction
Molecular function (GO): protein binding
Source: RefSeq, a predicted model, not a curated record
UACUGUCCGUCGUACCUUAAAAAUCAGCUGAUCGCCGUCGUCAUUCCUGCAAAGAUGGCCUCAAAUACACGCCCUAGAGUCACAAUAUUUCGAAAUGGAAGGACUUCUGAUGGGAAGGUUAUAGCAUGCCCAGAUACGAUGGAAAGACUGAUACUAGUUGCUAGUAACUGCCUUGGCUUAACAGCUACACAUGUAUUCACAGCAAAAGGAGGUAGAAUAGAAGAUGCCUCUUUAAUCAGGGAUGAUGAAAUAUUGUACAUAUCAGAGAAUGAACCUUUUAUAGAUCCAAAAUUUAGUAGAUCAGGACAGAGUACAGUUAUGAUGUGCAGUCAUGAGAAAGCAAAUGGAGUUCUUCAGAAUGACUGGAUUACAUUAAAUGUUGGUGGAAGACACUUUAUGACAAACAGGAGAACACUGGUUGGUAGAGAUUCAGAAAGUAUGCUUGCUAGAAUGUUUGCUGAUGAUGAUUUACCAUGGAGUAGUUCAGUUGACCACACAGGUGCCUACCUCAUAGACAGAAGUCCAGUUUACUUUGAACCUAUUCUCAAUUAUUUACGACAUGGACAACUGAUAAUGGAUGAUGGUCUUAAUCCUUCAGGUGUACUAGAAGAGGCAAAAUUCUUUGGUAUUCAGUCUUUAAUUAAGCCUUUGGAAGAGAUGGUACAGAACAAAGAGCCUCCGGGGGACCACACACCUAUGAAACGAUGGGAGUUUAUCAGAAUGCUGCAGUGUGCUCCGUCCAAAUAUGACCUUCGGUGUCAGGGUAUGAACUUUGAAGGAGCCGAUCUGUCUAAAUUAGAUUUGAAGUAUAUUAAUUUCACCAUGAGCAAUCUAUCUUCUGCUAACCUCUCCGGGGCAAACCUAUCUUACUGCACCCUAGAGAGGGCCAAUCUUUCUGCUGCCAAGCUUGAUGGAGCUAACUUGAGAGGGGUAAAGAUGGUCCUUGCCAAUCUAGAGAAUGCUUCACUCAGAGGGUGUAAUUUUGAAGAUCCAGCAGGAACAAAGGCCAAUAUGGAAGGUGUGAACAUGAAAGGUGUUAACCUUGAAAACAGUCAAAUGGCAGGAGUUAAUCUAAGGGUGGCUACGCUGAAGAAUGCUAAUCUACAAAACUCAAACCUGAGAUGGGCAAUAUUGGCUGGCACAGAUCUAGAGAACUGUAACCUUACUGGAUGUGACCUCCAGGAUGCCAAUCUCCGCGGUGCCAACGUCAAGAAUGCUACCUUCGAGGAGAUGUUGACACCGCUUCACAUGUCACAGAGCGUAGCAGGUAACUAUCCUUCCAGAUAGGAAUGGCUUGGGAACACAUGCACUCCAGGACAUCACAGUUAGCCAGUAGUUCCAGAGACCAAUCAGCAAGCCACCAUUGAAGAUGUUUGAGACUGAAAGCUCAUGUGACUGAUUUUGUUUGGUUGUAUGCAUCCUUGAGAAAGUUGUACAAAAGCUUAGAUUUAGGGGACCAACAGCAAAAAACCCAUGAGACUGACAACUCAUGCAACCACUGAUGUUGGUCUUAAGAAUUGUUUGUGAAGGCAGCAGGACCACUACUUCUUACAGUGCAUAUAUGCAGAAGUAAGUUUGAUGGUUGUUUAAGGAGCUUUGUCUCAUUGGCUUCUUGGCUCUUGUGUUGGUUUAUGAUCAUGGAGGUAGAAGGUCUUGAGGCCAUAUUGCUUGAAAGUCUUUCAGUUGCAUGAUCAUCUUAACUUGGCAUUCUUUGUUCUUAUGGGUAUGAUCUGAUAGGCUAUUAGAAAUCCUAGGCUGGUGAUCUUGUGGAUCAUGGGCUUGUGGGAUGUCGGUCUCCUGGGCUUUCAGACUCGGUGUCGUUGGUCUCAUUGAACCAUGGUCUGCUGGGCUACUAGUUAUCAUAGAGACUACCUGUCUUGUCGGUCUCAUGGACAGUGAUCUUAUAGCACACUCACCUUCACUGAUGCAUCCGACUGUUGAUGGUAUGGCAGCACAAUGAGCAUGUUGGCAUGACGACGGGGAUAGCUAACCUAACUCACUUUUGAUGUAGGACCUAUGACUUUUGGCAUCUAGACAAAAUUACUGCAAUAUUUUCAAUGUAUGUUAUCAAUUUCUUAGUGGGUAAGGUCAACUAUAUAAUGUAACCAUCUCGGUGAAUACAUUUUCAGAUAAGAGAUGUAUCACUUUUUUUUAAUUGUAGAAAGGAAUUAUCCUGUAUAUAAAACUAUUGUCAUUGCAAAAUAAAACCCCUGAAUAGCUAAUGAGAGGUGAUCUCCAGAAGAUGGUCUAAAUUAUAUGUGAAAUCUUGACAUCUACUGCCUCAUGUUUUGUUUGUCUUUCUUUCAAUUUAUCAUUAAACCAACAAUUUGUAGCUUUUUCAUUGGCUUGUCAAUCUUUUUUGUGUGUAUGACAGCUGGUUUAAAGGGCAGGUUGUACUCUGAUAGGAUUUUAUGGAAAUCAAACUAAAUGCUGUUAACAAGCUUUGACAUUUUACAUAAAAUCCAUCUUGUUCAAGUUUUGUUCUUGUAGUAAAUUCUCUUUUGUUCCUUUAUCCCUAUGUAACCUAAUAUUGUACAAUACCAGUAAGUUCAAAUAUUUUUUUAGAAAUUUGAUAGCAUUUCAAAGACUUAACAUCUAUCUCAGUUAAAUCAGGGCAAUUAAUUAAUCUUUGAAAUAUAUCUUCAUCAAUAUUAGUGUCUAACAUACCCAUCAAUUGUUCACUCCCAAUGAAAAGUUGAUUUGAAAGAAAGAGGAAAACCAAACAAGGAUAUCACUGAAAAUUUUAAUGAUAAAUGUUAAAGACAAAUGUUACAAAAUUUCUGUUAAUUUCUCAAAAACAGAUUUGUGAGCAUAAGCAAGAGUCAUAAACUUCACACAUUCACUAUAUAUAUAUUUUGAAUUUUGUAAUAUGACGUAUAAAAAGUUUAUUUUUCCCUCUAUUAUAGUAGUAUUUCAACACAUGGUUAGACUUUUCCAUGAAUAUUUGAAUUGUCAUUAUUGAAAAUUAUAUUAUGAUUCAAUAAAGUCUAUUAAAAUGGUUGUACUUCAUAUUUCACGCUAUAAAGUAAAAAAUGAAUAGUGAGUGCAUGAUGUCAUCAUUUUUCUCAUCACCCAAAUUCCACAUAUUUUUUUUGCUAUGAUGCAAAAAUUUUGAAAUAUAACAUUCUUAUUUCCCAACCGAAUUUGAUGACAUUGAAAGUGUUGUGCUUUCUUUCUCUGUCAUCUCUUCAAAUCAAUGAUUAGUUGAGGUGUCUUUGAUCUUUAAAAUCUGUAUACUAUCUUGUCAAAAUCCAUGAAAGAUUUUACUAUUGCUGUUUCUAUGUGCAACCCUAUAAUCAUACCUGUGGUGAAUAAUAGCUUUGUUACACAUCUAAAUCAACCGUAUGAAGCCAUUAAACAUUAACUUGUACAAUUGUCCACUUUCCUGUUUUAAUAAGAUUAAGAUGAUUAUAACUGAUUGAAAUAUGUCAGUUAAUAACAAUAAUGAUUAUACUUGCUUAUAUAGCGCUUAAUACUUACUUUGUCAGAAGUCUCUAAGCGCUCUA